Messenger RNA from Ahaetulla prasina, 1338 nucleotides. RefSeq names its product mitochondrial ribosomal protein L14 (gene MRPL14). Gene Ontology annotation, molecular function: structural constituent of ribosome. Gene Ontology annotation, biological process: translation. The coding region runs from base 326 to 838 and encodes 170 amino acids. Gene Ontology annotation, cellular component: ribosome; mitochondrion. The record is from RefSeq and is a predicted model, not a curated record. The transcript is spliced from 5 exons. NCBI's taxonomy places the organism in Eukaryota, Metazoa, Chordata, Lepidosauria, Squamata, Colubridae.
CAUGUGCGUCCUUUUCCUCCCCUUCUCCUGGAAAGGCUGUUUUGCGCCUGCGUGCUCGGAAGAACCUCUGGCCCGGAGACCGUGCAGAAAGUCCAGAAGUGGGGCUUCCAGUUCUCUGAUCAAAGCUGUCAGUUUUGCCAUCUCAGCCAUCUCAGCCAACAACUUUCAUUAUCCAGUCUUUCAUUCUAUAAAACCAGCAGUUCAGAACCCACUGGAGACCAUUAGGGUAGAAAAUGCUGUUCUAAAUGACAAUGCUCUGUACUCAUGUCCUCCACAAUUAGCAGCUAACAACCAGCAAUUGUAAAAGCAGAAGGUUAUCUUGACAAUGAGGAUCUGUGCCCUUGAAGAAAGCAACCCUGCAGUGUCUUCCCCCCACUCCAAGCUUCUAAUUGGAAUCCCAAUGUUUCCUUUGUAUCGGUCCCUGGGAUUGGCUCUUCCCCAGUUAAACAGGGCAACAAAUACACGAAAUUUCAGCCUCAGCAAUGUGUGCAGUUAUAUCCAGAAGUUGACUCGUGUGCGAGUGGUUGAUAACAGCACCUUGGGGAACACGCCGUAUCACCGGCCUCCAAAAUGUAUCCACGUCUACACCAAAAACGGAGUGGGCAAAGUGGGUGACCGAAUUCUUCUGGCUAUCAAAGGGGAAAAGAAAAAGGCGUUAAUUGUUGGGUGCAAGUUUCCAGGGCCUCGCAUGACUCCCCGGUUUGAUUCUAACAACGUGGUGCUCAUCGAAGAUAAUGGGAAUCCAAUUGGGACACGGAUCAAAGCUCCCAUACCUUCUCUGCUGAGGAAAAAAAAAGAAUUCUCCAAAGUGUUGGCCAUUGCCACAGACAUCGUAUGACUACCCGGGAGGCACCGCGUGACAAACAAGGGGAUGUUUGUGGGACUGUCCCUAGAGUUGCAUUUCUCUUUUCAUUCCCAGAAUUGAGGAAGAAGUGUUUGAAAAAAAGUAAGAAGACGAUGGCGGGGAAUGCUAAGGCAUCUUUGGGGGAAAUACACUUUCCAUUAUUUUGGGUAAACAGUUGUUCUUCUGAACUAGUUUAAUUAAAGACAGGGUGUUUUGUAUGAUUUAUGCUUUUGAAAGAGGUGGAAAAGGAGAAAGCAAAGGCUAGAGGCCUGAGAGGGCCAUUCAGAGUGUCAAAAGAUUUGACCAUCAUCUGUUUUUUUCUAUUAAUCUCCAGUUAUUGUUGUGGGUUAUUUCUUUCCCAGUUUUAUUUUGCUAAAAAACAUUCUGUGCAUUGCUCAGAUUCCAACCAGCAAUAACUAUAAGUAAAUUCCAGCAUCGUUUUAUGCUAUUGAGAAAGGCAAAUAAAAAAGAAAUAAAGGUCAUAAAUAACAUUA